GUUUUGGUGUAUUUAACGAUUGCGCACACACGGUCCAUAGUGGAGAGAAUUGUGAAUGGGGGGAGUAUUUUGGGUGUACAGUCAUAAGUCGGACUCCGAGGAGCCAGGAAGUAACUGUGAGCCAUGCAGCUCAUGAGACGGAUAAAGUAGCGCGAGCGAGCGUCUGUUGUCAUCAGUCGGGGAUCACACGCGCGAGAGUGAGGAAGAACAACACGCCAACUGCAAAUUACAGCCCAAUCUAGUGCAGCACAACUCACGGACCCCACAAGAGGCGAAAUCCGAAGGAGGUUUGACACUUUAAAGAAUACAAAGCUCACUACAACAUACUCCAUCAUUAGAAGAAGAGAAAAAGACGGAAGGAAAUAAGAGCGGGACUUGCGUGUUUCAAGACAACGAUUCACUCUCUUUGCAAGUUUAGACAAAUACAAUUAUCACAAUUGAUCAAAUCGCGUUCGAGAUGCCUCGGGUGGUCCCGGAUCAGAGGAGCAAGUUCGAGAACGAGGAGUUCUUCAGGAAACUCAGUCGCGAGUGCGAGAUUAAAUACACCGGUUUCCGCGACCGGCCGCAUGAAGAGAGGCAGGCGCGCUUCCAGAACGCGUGCCGUGACGGCCGCUCAGAGAUCGCUUUUGUGGCGACCGGCACCAACCUCUCGCUGCAGUUCUUCCCAGCCAACCUUCAUGGGGAUCAGCGGCAGGCGCCCACCCGAGAGUAUGUGGACUUCGAGCGGGAGACGGGAAAGGUUUAUCUGAAGGCUCCUAUGAUCCUGAAUGGAGUGUGUGUGAUCUGGAGAGGCUGGAUUGAUCUUCAGCGUCUGGAUGGGAUGGGUUGUCUGGAAUAUGAUGAUGAAAGGGCACAGCAUGAGGAUGCUCUGGCCCAGGCAGCCUUUGAGGAAGCCCGCAGAAGAACCCGUGAUUUUGAGGACAGGGAUCGCUCGCACCGCGAGGACAUGGAGCAGAUACCGAUGGCACAGCUCAGUCAUUUAAUAACUCAGGAGGACCCUGUGGCAUCAAAAAUCUGGGACUGAUGGCCUUCAAGAACCAGGCCCAGGCGACAGCAGGACCCCAGCACUGGCUCCAACAUGGGCAACACUGAUGAUCACAAGAUGCGCUAGCGGCAUUCACCAAAGUGGGCAGGGAUAGGGUCAUAAGACCUCCAACACCACGGCAAUCUCAUCUCUUGAUGCCUUGUUUAUCACAGGACAGACCAAAGUCCACACCGGUGGGGAUUUUCGGAUGGGAUGUUUGGUGAAGGGGCUGGGUGGGUCGGGCUGGGCUGGUAUUGAUGUGAUUCUUUCGGAUUUGAUUUAGUCCCUUGUUUCUUCUCGGGAUUUUUGCACUAUGUGAUAUGUUCAGUUUAAGUCCCUCAUAUCGCCUUUCGGUAUGCAUGGUUUUCCUACCUAUGUUUGCUCUUGUUCCCCUCUAUGCAAGGCAUCUUAUUUAAUCCUAUUGUAAUGAAAUGGCAUUUUUUAAUUAUUUUAUUCGUAUCGUGUGUGAAAGUCAGGAUGUUUACUUUUUGUAUUUUCAUUUCCUCUCUAUAUAAACAUGUCUGUCCUCGUGCUUUGUAAGAGAAUCUAGUAAAUGUCGCUAGAUAGAUUUGUGCAGUAGAGUAGAACUUUUUUUUUUUUUAAGUCAAGUCUAGAAAGAGGCUGCUGAUGUUGUGAAUGAGGAGGUCUUUUCUUUUAUCAUCCUUCUCCAUGUGCUCUUGUCUUCCACUCUCUUCCUGUAACAGUCAGUUGAAGCAUGCUUUGAGCGUGAACUGAGCAGCAGGAAGUGAAUAUUGAGGUCAGUGUUACUCUGUGCGUGCUCUACACAAUAUGAACCAGAGAUUUGUUUUUUCACCCUACAUCUGUUUUUUCUUUCAUGACUGUCAACGUUUUACCCACUUAGUUUGUUUUAAGAAGGAUUUUUCAAUUUUGCUACAUACUUUAUUUUACUCUGGAUUUCUUUAAAAUGAAUACGUUUUUCAGUCAUUGAAGACAAUUCACUUCGACAAAUAUCACACCUUUUUAUUUUUUUUUUGACAAGUGCACUACUUCCCUGUCUGUUUUCUUUGGUUUUUGAAGAGGUUCUGACAUGAAAGCUCCCUCCAUUCUUAUUAAACCAAAAAUAUACCAAAUAUGAUCUAUAAACGUCUUUUAACAUUCAGAAGUGAGACAAAGAAUAACUAUCAUGAUAUAAUGACAGGAGUAUUCGUAAAUCAUAUCUGUAAUUUCCAGACAAAUAUAAAGUUCCUGAACAUUUAAUAUCGGACUCUGUUAUUGUAUAUGCAAGUAUAUUCACAAAACUGGGAUAAAACAUGAUUCUCCAUCAGGUCAAACAGUGACAUUAGUGUGCAUCUUUAGUCAAAGGUCCUGGGAUCUGUUUAAGAUGGUUUAGUGAUUUGGGACAGUUGGACUGGAAAACCACUGAUAAAGAGAAAGGAAAGUAGGGAAGGAAACAAAGUUACUCUUAUCAUUUAAUGCUUGUAAAAUAACAACAAUUUAACUCUGCAACAUAAAUGGAAACAACUUGCCCUCCAAUGACAUUUGAUUUUGAACAUAAUCAACAUUUAACAUAAUUGCAUCAUUUUAUGUCAUGCUCUUUUUUUAUUUACCACAGCCAAUGCUAAGAUUUGAAGAGCCAAGAAUUCUUUUUUGGAAGGGAUGGAAGUCAGAAGGUUCGGCCUAUCUCUAGCUUAAACCAAAUACACAAAUGAGAGCUUAUUUAUAGAGAGCAAGUUCAUGUUGUCUGAGUGUUGAGGAAAAGCUAAUGUUGGUUUUGUAGAACGUUAAAGCUUUGUAAAGUUGGAGUGGGCAUUUGUACCACACAGUGGUCAGAGACCGGGCACCAGGAGGUUAUUGAAGUCUGGAUAUAUUUGGAAGAUGCCAGAGACGGAGAACUUGAGCAAACCAGAGUCCACAAAACAGUUCUGCUUUAAUUGGUCUUCCAGAUCAACUCUGCUUCUGGGUGUGUCUUAUGCUGUGUAUCAAAGAAAUAACCUUUGCUGGCCCUCUGUUAGUUUCUCUCUCAUCCCUUUUCACUUAAUGCUGGCAUUAAGGCAGAAUACACACCAGGUAGUGGAUCUUUUUUUAAAGAAUGAAUAAAUAAAAUGUUUAUUUUCUUAAUUGUUUUAAGUUAUUGAUGCAGGUAUACGUUUAUUUCAUUAUCAGGUUCCGCUAUGAUGAAAUGUGUAUUUCUGUAUUGAUAUUGCUUUCCCCUUUCCCCCCUAAAGGAUUGGGGAUGCUUUUAUAUGGUCUUUGGUUUUAGCUCUUUUUCUGUUUUUAAUUUUAAGCAAGGAGGACUGUUAACUGAAGUGUUAUGUUUGAUUUGUUUCUUAAUAAACUUAUUACAAAGCA
Molecule: messenger RNA, 3334 nt
Organism: Carassius gibelio (silver crucian carp)
Lineage: Eukaryota; Metazoa; Chordata; Actinopteri; Cypriniformes; Cyprinidae
Product: core-binding factor subunit beta-like
Exons: 8
Coding region: 458-1024 (188 amino acids)
Biological process (GO): regulation of transcription by RNA polymerase II
Cellular component (GO): core-binding factor complex; nucleus
Molecular function (GO): sequence-specific DNA binding; transcription coactivator activity
Source: RefSeq, a predicted model, not a curated record